Molecule: messenger RNA, 2283 nt
Organism: Cladophialophora immunda
Lineage: Eukaryota; Fungi; Ascomycota; Eurotiomycetes; Chaetothyriales; Herpotrichiellaceae
Exons: 3
Coding region: 153-1949 (598 amino acids)
Molecular function (GO): catalytic activity
Source: RefSeq, a predicted model, not a curated record
CCCUAUUCGACUCUAUUUCGCGAGAAAGAUCUCGGAGAUAGAUCAUCGUUUACCUCGUAUUUAUCACCCUCUUCCCUCAUAAACCUGCUGCGGGCCAUCUCUACUCUUCUCCAAGUGCGUUGUUGAACGUUGAAUCCGGGUGGUUGCUCGAGAUGCCAGAUCAGGAAGUUUACGCGAAUGCAUUCUUCCACCGUCCGCAAAUCCGUCAAGGUCCCGACGUUCCUUACAAGAAUGAGGCAGGCUCAAAUCCUGUGCUUCGGGGUGUCGCACUAGCUGCUGUCUCCAAGAUCAUUUCGUCGUCCACCUUGAUUCAAAGCGUCUUCUGGCGGCUCAAUGGCUUCGACAAGCUCAAGGACACAAAGCAUCUAGAUGAAUAUGAGAUUCGGCUCGACCCGACGGUCGUACCUCGAUCUCUUACAGCUGGGGACCCAACCCCUAGCCUGACAGAACUACCACCGCCUCGGCCUCGAGCUUCCAACACGAACUACUACACAUGUGCCGAUUACCACGAAUUGUACAAGUCUGGCAAAGUCACUCCCUCCGACGUCAUUGAGUCCCUGUUACCCUUGAUACGGCGAGACACCCAACCUGCCGGUCCAUACUCUGUUGCAUUUAUCGAUUCCAAGGUCGACCUGGUACGAGCCGCCGCGAAAGCCUCCACCGAAAGAUAUCGGGCUGGCAAUCCGCUGAGUGUUCUAGAUGGCGUGCCUUUGGCCGUCAAGGACGAGGUGGAUUUGAAAGGAUACAAAAAGACCCUUGGCAGCAAGCUUGAUUUCACCGACAAAGAAGACCGGACCGCAUGGUGCGUGCAGAAAUGGCAGGAGGCAGGCGCCGUGAUAAUAGGAAAGACCAACAUGCAUGAGGUUGGCUUGGACACCAGCAACAACAACCAGACUUGGGGAACUCCGUUGAAUCCACACAAUAACGGCUACUAUACUGGGGGCAGCUCGGGUGGCUCUGGUUUUGUGGUUGCCGCCGGCAUUUGCCCAGUCGCAUUGGGAGUCGAUGGCGGUGGUUCUAUUCGGCUUCCUUCUGCGUUUUGUGGCAUCUAUGGGCUCAAGACCACCCAUGGUCGCAUAUCAGCUAGAGUGGGCAAAGACUGGGUGGAUAGCGUCGUGGUUCAGGGCCCCAUGGCUUGCAGCAUAGAUGACCUCGCCCUGGGUUACCGAGUCAUGGCUCAACCUGAUCCCGGCGCAAUGAGAAGCUCCGGUUUCCCCAACAGCCUGGUCAAGGAACCACCCAGUCCGGCGAAUGGUAAGAAAUAUCUAGGCAUUGAUCGGAGUUGGGUCAACCGCUCGGACAAAGUUGUUCUGGAUAUGUUCAACGCUGCCGUCGAUGCAUACGUCAAAUCUCACGGGUACGAAGUGGUUGACAUCAAGAUCCCUUAUAUCCCUCAGGGGCAGAAGGCGCAUGCAUUGACCAUUCUGUCUGAGAGCCGCAGCCAGAUCACCCCACAGAAGAUCACCAAGCUGUCGUGGCACAACCAGUUGCUCCUCAAUGUCGCCGGGUCCCACGCGACGGCCCAGGACCUGAUAUAUUCUCAGAAACUGCGCAAUCUUCUGAUGUGUCACCUGGCGUGGCUGUUUCACGAAUAUCCGGGCAUGAUGAUACUGACGCCCACGACGCCCUGCGCUGGGUGGAAGAUUGGCAAGCCGAGCGACGUCACCAGCGGCUACGGCGUGAGCGAUGGCGACAUGAGCCUGAGGACUAUGGAAUACGUCUAUCUGGCGAACUUCACGGGCAAUCCCGCCAUCACCUGUCCGAUGGGAUAUACGGAAGAGAACGUCCCAGUUGGUCUUAUGGCCAUGGGCGACUGGGGGAGCGAGGAACACCUGAUCGCAUUUGGCAAAGAAGGCGAGUCCUUCCUUGCCGGCGGAGGUGGGAUUCAACGCCCGAAAGAUGAGAAAAUGUGGAUCGAUGUCCUCGCCGGCAAAAAGUCCGAGGAAUAGGCGCACUUUACCCUGUCUCAUCAAUCAGAGCCAGAUUCUGAAAUUGCGUCUGCUCGAAUCAAGAACACCAAGAUAUAAGAGACGGUCCCCUCGCAGGAACAGAGACUACGAUGCUUCCCUCCUUUGCUGGGAAGAAAGAGAUAAUAGGCCCGGGACAGCGUUGACUUGAACCGAUUUGUGUUACCGGGGCUUGAAUCCCUGAAAAGAUUUCUUGAUCUCAUCAUCCAUUUCAUUUCAUGCAUGAACAAGCGUUACUAUACAAGUGAGCUUGGAAAAUCCAACUGUUUUCCGAGGGUUUUGGCAGUCACUGCCGGCAAGACAUCUAAGCUUCAAA